AUGACAGACGAGAUUCGAAGAGCAUUAUGCAAGCACAACAAGGAUAAUCCAAGUCUCACUCAAAAGCAAUUGCAAGAAUGGGUUCAUAGUAACUAUGGUUUGCAGGUGAGUCAAGCGACAAUAUCGAAUACAGUUAAGCGGUCUUUAGAGUAUCUCUCACUUGCUCCCGAAAGAGGCGAUGUUAAGCGACACAAACGGGCAAAAUUUCCUGACCUAGAAAAAUCUCUCUAUGAAUGGAUUCUUCAAUAUCAAGAACAUGUGAAUAUGACAGAUGAAGGUGGUGAAAGCACUCAAGAACUCCAGAAUUUGAUCAAAGAGUUGGGUUAUCGCAAUGCAAUGGAUGUCGAAGAUGUUCUGACUCACCCAAAAGAAAAUGUAGUUGCACAGUUGUUGACUGAUGAAGAAAUUAUUGAAAGCGUUAUUGGAAUUAAUAAAGAUGAUAUCGAUGAAGAAGAUGAUGAAAGUUCUACAAUGGAGCCCCCUUCGCGAAACGAAGCUAUUAAAGCGGCAAUCACCACUACUAGAAAAUGA
Molecule: messenger RNA, 531 nt
Organism: Helianthus annuus (common sunflower)
Lineage: Eukaryota; Viridiplantae; Streptophyta; Magnoliopsida; Asterales; Asteraceae
Exons: 2
Coding region: 1-531 (176 amino acids)
Source: RefSeq, a predicted model, not a curated record